GGCUUGGGCGGAGCUCGGGGCGCGCGGCCGGGGAGAGCUCGGGUUCUGUGUCGGGUGCGGCGGCGGCGGCGGCGGAGCGGGAUCACGAUUGGCACCACAAGCGUGCCAAGGUUCAUGCUGAUACCAGGGAGAGUAAUUCUGCAACAGCAUGCUCUGCUAAUGCAGGCAGUUCACAUAUUUAUUCAGACAGGCAUUUCAAUAUGUAUCGGGACUCUUCAGCUUCAGCUUUAAAAAAUGAAUCGCUUUACCCAACUUCUAUGUUGGAUAUGAUUGAUUAUGCUUAUCAUAUAGAAUCUAGGGAUGGGAUAGAUAAUGUCAGUGAUAUUGAUGGUGAAGCAAAAACAGAAGAUAUAGAAGUGAGGAUGGAUCUGACUGACGACCUAUUACACAUGGUAUUCUCUUUCUUGAAUCAUAUGGAUCUUUGUCGGGCUGCACUAGUCUGCAAACAGUGGCGAGUGGCUAGUACACAUGAAGACUUUUGGAAAUGCUUAAAUUUUGAGAACCGGAACAUAUCAAUUGAGCAAUUUGAGGACAUGUGCCGGCGGUAUCCAAAAGCUGCUGAAGUCAAUAUAACUGGUGCUUCUGCAAUUCAUUUGCUUGUUAUGAAGGCUGUGUCAUUGCUGAGAUAUCUGGAGACUUUGACCUUGGGGAAAGGACAGCUAGGGGAUACAUUUUUUUAUGCCUUAUCAGAGUGUAAUUUGUUGAAGAGUCUGAAUGUCACUGAUGCCACCCUUGGUAAUGGCAUCCAAGAGAUACCUAUAAACCAUGACAGGUUGCGUCAUCUUCAAUUGAUCAAAUGUCGCGUCAUGCGAAUAUCUGUCAGGUGUCCUCAACUUGAGACCUUAUCUUUGAAGCGCAGUAAUAUGGCCCAGGCUCAGCUCAGCUGCCCCCUUUUGCGUGACCUUGAUAUAGGCUCUUGUCAUAAGCUUUCAGAUGCUGCAAUUCGAUCAGCCGCAAUAUCAUGCCCACUGUUGGAGUCUUUGGACAUGUCAAACUGUUCAUGUGUUAGUGAUGAAACAUUACGUGAGAUAGCUCUUACUUGUGCUAAUCUCCAUGUUCUCAAUGCAUCAUACUGCCCAAACAUUUCACUUGAGUCUGUUAGGCUUCCGAUGUUGACAGUUCUAAAGCUUGACAACUGUGAGGGCAUAACUUCAGCUUCAAUGGCUGCAAUUUCGCAUAGCUAUAUGCUAGAGGUUUUGGAGCUGGACAAUUGCAGCCUCUUGACAUCUGUAUCUUUGGAUCUUCCGCGCUUACAGAAUAUAAGAUUGGUGCAUUGUCGCAAGUUUGCCGAUUUGAAUUUACGAACUCUCAUGCUAUCAUCCAUAAUGGUGUCUAACUGCGGUGCCCUCCAUCGUAUUAAUAUCACAUCAAAUUCACUUCAAAAAUUAGCUUUGCAAAAACAGGAGAGUCUGACCACGUUAGCAUUACAGUGCCAGUCUCUGCAAGAAGUGGACCUAACAGCCUGUGAGUCGCUGACAGAUUCUAUAUGUGAAGUUUUCAAUGAUGGUGGUGGAUGCCCUCUUUUGAAGUCCUUAGUCCUUGAUAAUUGUGAGAGCUUGACGACUGUGCGAUUCUGCAGUACUUCUUUAGUCAGUCUGUCCCUUUCCGAGUGCAGGGGAAUUACAACUCUUGACCUCACCUGUCCCAAUCUUCAGCAAGUUUGUUUAGAUGGGUGUGAUCACUUAGAAAAGGCCCAUUUUUGCCCAGUUGGACUUGGAUCGCUGAAUCUUGGGAUAUGUCCUAAAUUGAGUGAACUCACAAUUGAAGCACCAAAAAUGGUGUUACUGGAGUUGAAAGGUUGUGGGGUACUGGCAGAAGCUUCCAUCAACUGUCCUCUUCUAACAUCUCUAGAUGCUUCCUUUUGCAGCCGACUUAGGGAUGACUGCUUGUCUGCGACAGCCACAUCUUGUCCUCUGAUUGAGUCAUUAAUCUUGAUGUCAUGCCCGUCUGUUGGUUCUGAUGGGCUUUAUUCUCUUUGCUGGCUUCCACACUUAACCAUGCUCGACUUAUCAUACACCUUUUUGACAAACUUGGUUCCCGUCUUUGAGUCCUGUUUGCAUUUAAAGGUGUUGAAAUUGCAAGCAUGCAAGUACCUUACCGAUUCUUCAUUGGAGCCUCUCUACAUGCAUGGAGCUUUGCCAAGCCUCCGAGAAUUGGACUUGUCUUAUGGGCCUUUUUCUCAGUCUGCCAUAGAGGAGCUUCUUUCUUGCUGUACACAUCUGACUCAUGUUAGCUUAAACGGAUGCAUCAAUAUGCAUGAUUUGAAUUGGGGUUUCCCUGGGGAUAUCUCUCUGUCGUCUAGUGCCAGUUGUGUGAAUGAAGUGUCAGAGAGCAAUAAUUCGCUGGAACUGCCUGAGCUGCCCAACCGUUUGCUGCAAAAUCUUAAUUGCGUAGGCUGUCCAAAUAUCAGGAAGGUUUUUAUUCCACUGCUGGCUCGCUGUUAUCACUUAUCGUCGCUGAACUUAUCUUUAUCCAACAAUCUGAAGGAAGUCGACAUUGCUUGUUCGAACUUGUGCCUUCUAAACUUAAGUAAUUGCUGCAGUUUGGAAACAUUGAGGCUUGAAUGUCCAAAAUUGACAAGCCUAUUUCUUCAGUCAUGCAACAUCACUGAAGAAGCACUCGAAGCUGCUGUGUCACGAUGUAUGACACUGGAGACCCUUGAUGUUCGCUAUUGUCCGCAGAUUUCCUCAGUGAGCAUGGGGAGAUUGCGUGCAGCUUGUCCAAGUUUGAAGCGCAUCUUUAGCAGCCUGUCACCUCCAUGAGAACUGGCAGAAGUGUGAGUUGUUUCUCAGAGUGACGACAUUGUGUUUGCGUCCCGUUAACACGCUGUACACACUGCACAGGUUGCUAAUGGUUUGUGUUUGUGAUCUUGUAAGUAUAGUGAAUGGUCAUCAAUCUUGAGUUUUCUUUUCCUUUUUUCUCUUGUCAUUGUGUAUGUCAACCUGAUGAUUAAUGUGGCUGGGUUAUCGUUAUGCGUAAAAUUUCUCUCCUUUAGCUA
This is a messenger RNA of Eucalyptus grandis, 2998 nucleotides long. Its product is annotated as F-box/LRR-repeat protein 15. Gene Ontology annotation, molecular function: protein binding. The coding region runs from base 201 to 2762 and encodes 853 amino acids. Lineage: Eukaryota; Viridiplantae; Streptophyta; Magnoliopsida; Myrtales; Myrtaceae. The record is from RefSeq and is a predicted model, not a curated record. The transcript is spliced from 17 exons.